ACAGGCUCUCCGAUUGGCCGGCGUGGUUCUAACUUCUUAGGCGCAGACACCAAGUCCAAAGUCACUUUAUUUUUUACGUGUCCGGCGAGUCUGCGGGUUGGUCGAGGUGCUUUGGACGGCAUGGUUUCGUACGGCGUGUGGUGCCACCGGAUGCUUUUGGGCGGUCGCGCCGAGGCCGGGGCCCUUUCGGCGGGGCUGUUGCGGCGGCGACGGUACUCGAGCGCUACCCCGCCAGCCCCGGAGCCGAGCGCGGCCGCAGCAUCCGUAGCUGCCCCCGAUCAGACUCCGCCCCCCCGCCGGAUGCUGCCUGCGGAGACUCUGCCCUUCUCCUCCUUCCUGACGGAUGGUUUCGGUCGCAGACACAGCUACCUGCGCAUCUCGCUGACGGAGAGGUGUAACCUGAGGUGUCAGUACUGCAUGCCUGAGGAGGGGGUGACGUUAACUCCCCGGGCCCAGCUGCUAACCACACAGGAGGUGCUCAAGCUGGCCCGCCUCUUUGUCUAUGAGGGGGUGGAGAAGAUCCGGCUGACGGGGGGGGAGCCCCUCAUCCGGCCUGAUAUCCUGGACGUCAUUGCUGAGCUCCGGAAGCUGGAGGGUCUGAAGAGCAUCGGUGUCACGACCAACGGCCUGAACCUGGCGAAGCUGCUGCCGGGCUUGAAGCAGGUGGGCCUGGAUCUGCUCAACGUCAGCCUGGACUCGCUGGUGCCGGCCAAGUUUGAGUUCAUCGUGAGACGUAAAGGAUUCCACAAGGUGAAGGAAGGCAUCAACAAGGCCAUUGAGAUGGGAUACAGCCCCCUCAAGGUGAACUGCGUGGUGAUCCGAGGUCUCAAUGAAGACGAACUGGUGGACUUUGUGGCCUGGACUGAAAAGAAUCCCCUGGAAGUUCGCUUCAUCGAGUACAUGCCCUUUGACGGCAACAAGUGGAACUUCAAGAAGAUGGUGAGCUGUCAGGAGAUGCUGGAUGGGAUCCGGCAGAAGUGGCCUGACCUGGAACCGCUGCCUGGAGGACAGGCGGACACGGCCAAGAUCUUCAGGGUUCCUGGUUUCCAGGGCCGGGUGGGCUUCAUCACCUCCAUGUCCGACCACUUCUGCGGCUCCUGCAACCGGCUGCGGCUCACGGCGGACGGUAACCUCAAGGUGUGCCUCUUCGGAAAUGCGGAGGUAUCCCUCAGGGACUCUCUGCGGUCAGGAGCUACUGAUCAGGAGCUGCUGGAGAUCAUCGGAGCUGCUGUGGGCAGGAAGAAGAAGCAUCACGCAGGAAUGUUCAGCAUCUCCCAGAUGAAGAACCGGCCCAUGGUCCUGAUUGGUACUGCUUCAUCAAGGCCUCCUUCCUCCUCACCCCCCAUCCCCUUUCUGCAGUUUCUGAACCCGCUCCUUCAUCCCCUAAAUGCAGUAUCCCCCAAGCCAACUCUCUCCCUGCGACUGUACCACUCCCUCUGUGGGGGUCACACUGGCAGCAAAAACACAUGGUGCCUUCUUAAUAGCACAGCCUCUGGUGACCCGGGUUCCAUCAUAGAUGGGGGCAGCCCUCGGUGGAACCGCGGGUCAUCACAGCCCUGGAUCACUCGGACGUUUAAGGGAGUGACCCUCCCUGCAUUAACCUCCCGCAGAGGAUUGUGGGAUUGUGACAGUUUGACAGCCGGUUUACAGGCAUCGAGAGCCAAACUCGAAGCGCUCGCUGAACAGAACCCAGCAAGGGUCUGGUGGCAUGGCAGCGUCCUGGGGGCAGCUCGCUUUCCACUGGGCACUCCCUUCAUCAACCGCCAGCUGGGUAAAGCCAAAGACGGACCCCCACUAGAAAGCACUCCGAGUGGCAGGCAUGGGCACGCCCCCAGCAACCCCGCCGAGACCGACACCCUGUCAACACCACCAGCCAGUCAGCUGACGCACAUCGACGCCCAGGGCCGGGCCCGUAUGGUGGAUGUGGGUGCAAAGCCCGUCACCCACAGGACGGCGGCUGCUGGGGCUGUGGUACACCUGACGCCCAAGGCCUUCAGCCUGGUGAAGGAGAACCGGCUGGCAAAGGGCGACGCCCUGGCUGUGGCACAAGUCGCCGGCAUAAUGGCCGCCAAGCAGACCAGCACCCUCAUCCCGCUCUGCCACCCGCUGCCGCUGGACCAGGUCAACGUCACCAUGGAGCUGGUGGAAUCGGAAUGCACGGCUGUCGUGACGGCGACCUGCCAGACCACCGGCCGCACCGGGGUAGAGAUGGAGGCCCUGACGGCCGCCUCGGUCGCAGCCCUGGCGCUCUACGACAUGUGCAAGGCAGUUAGCCAUGACAUCACCAUCACGGACAUCAAACUGUUGAGUAAGACGGGGGGCCAGAGAGGCGACUACCAGCACAAAUGCCUGGGCAGGACAAGCCCCACCCACAACCCCAAAGCAGCAGCACUGGACACGGAUGACAAAUGAAUUAAUGAUUUAGUGGGAUGUUUAUUGCAGUCGUCUAAUAAUUGCAACUCUCCCAAACUGCAUCCGAGUGAAGAGGAUUCUGGGAAAUUGUUUCUGUGUCUGGGCUGAAACACAAUAGGUCAGGCCACCUGGUAUUGCUCUCCCUCGGCCCUCCAAUCGUAGGCUAGUUGUCCCAGCGUGUCACUGUAUAAAGCCAGACCUUGUCGUCCACCCUGCACUGAAGAUCCUCUUAAGAUUAAGUGCUACAGUAGGACCGGUCCACGCCUUCAAGAAUGGACAGCUGUUGGCUCAGUACACAUGCGACCAUUUACAGGGCGAUUUGUAAGCCUGACCCCUGGUGUCUCUGCACUGCUGCCCCAGUGGUUAAGUAGAGGUACUGCAGCUUAUCUGAAGAAUGAGUUUCAUGUUGCUGCUAGCUGAAGACGCAGCAGGGAAUUCAGGGCUGUCUCUGCCGAAGGCUGACCAAUAGGAAUGAGGAAGAUGAACCACGCACAAAUAUGUUUCUCUAAGCAAUAUCUUUUUCUAACAAACACUGUGCUCGUACUAUUUUGGGUUUGGAUGCUGUCUGUUGGUCGUGCCAUAGCAGAUCAUUUUGGUAAAUCUUGGCUGCUUAAGCCUCUCGGAACAAACCUGAUUGCAGGAGCAUGAAGGUGACAUUACUGAAAAAGAACAGAGAGAGACUGAAAAGACCCCCUACCACCCAAAUAACAUAAAAGUAGCUUUUCUAUACUGAAGCCACGUGAUGAAUGAUUUGCAAAUUCCCUUUGGUUCAAAUAAUGGGCUCUAGCAUUUUGUAUCUUUAAGUUCUAAGGUUGUUCUACUAUUUCCAGAAUUGAACCCAGGGGAAGUGACCAAGGGGCAAUGCUGACUGCCGCUGCCUGCCGCACUAUGUGGCCAACGGGACACUUUCCCUGGGUUCAAUCUUAAGGUGCCCUUAAAACAGUGGGAUUAAGUGAUGAUGCAGUGCUUUAAUACCCCUCUGGGGCUUUGUCACGCCAAAGCGGGUUUGUGAAAUGUGACAAUCUAUUUUUAAUGUUUGUGAGUCAAAUUUAUGGUUGCAUACAAAUAAUGUAGUCAAAUCUUGUGAUUUCUUUUUGUGUGUGGUGUGAUAUGCCUUUUUUGGAAGAUAAUCCAGGAAUGUCUAGUUAAGAGUGUAUCUUAAAUCUAGAUAAAAUGUAUUGCCCAAGUUCUAAUAUGUAUACUAAGUCUUAAAAUGUAUGUUUGAUAAUUCAAAAGCUUCGUUUUUGUACGUGACAUGGACAUCAACGUUUUUAAUGCCAUGAAAUCCAGUGCAUCCCAGCUGUUUCUGACUCUGCAUUAUUCUGCUGUGGUUAUUAAUUUUGUACUUUUACGUUUGAAUAUUUUCCUUAGCCUAUCUCUACAUGGAAUGUUAAAUCAUGGUUCUGGUAUUGAUUAUUUGUUCCUGCUUUUUGUGGCCCAGUGGCUAGUGAGGUGGCCUCAUCUCAAAUUCCACCCCCCGCCCUGUGUGCGUGAGGCCAGCUUGUCAUCCCGGGGUUGCGCGGGUCCCCUUGCCCUGUGGUGCUGAGACAUGCAGUUUGAUGCCCAUAGCGUGUGUUUGUGUGAGUAGAGAUGGAGUGUCCUCACCCCAAUGUGUGCCCAUUUUGCCUGGAAUACUCGGUCCCCUGGCGCCCUCUACUGGGUAAGUAAGGGGAAUGGGAGGCAAUUAACCUUGGCAGGCAUUUUUGUUAGCUAAAGUUCUUAAAUUUGAAUGGAGGUUCAGUUGGAGUUUUGGCUUUGGGAUUCGACACCCAUAGCACCUGUGCAUGGCCAGCUGGAGUUUUGGCUUUGGGAUUCGACACCCAUAGCACCUGUGCAUGGCCAGCUAGGGAUUCGGCUCUGGGAUUCGACCCCCAUAGCACCUGUGCAUGGCCAGCUGGGGUUUCGGCUCUGGGAUUCGACCCCAAUUACACCUGUGCAUGCCCAUCUCUCUGCCCAUUACCCUCAAGCUCGAAGGCUCGGUUGCCUCAUGGCUGUCUGGUGGCACCAGGUCUGGAGUUUUGUCACAGAUGGCAGUUUUAUCUACCUCUGUGUUUUAAGGUAUCUUGCAUAUUAACACAAGAAUGCAUUUCCUUUCACUAAUAAAAGCACUAACUUGA
This is a messenger RNA of Paramormyrops kingsleyae, 4529 nucleotides long. It is a transcript of the gene mocs1, whose product is annotated as molybdenum cofactor synthesis 1. The record is from RefSeq and is a predicted model, not a curated record. Gene Ontology annotation, biological process: Mo-molybdopterin cofactor biosynthetic process. Lineage: Eukaryota; Metazoa; Chordata; Actinopteri; Osteoglossiformes; Mormyridae. Gene Ontology annotation, molecular function: cyclic pyranopterin monophosphate synthase activity; metal ion binding; 4 iron, 4 sulfur cluster binding.